Blepharisma stoltei is the source of this 704-nucleotide messenger RNA. The record is from the annotation of a GenBank genome assembly. Lineage: Eukaryota; Ciliophora; Heterotrichea; Heterotrichida; Blepharismidae.
AUGAGUUGGCAAACAAAGAUUGCUUCAAAACUGAGAGAAAUAAGAUUUAUCUGCUGCCAAGCAUCAGGCCACAGCGCAGGUGUGAGAAGUUUUGAUCAUAAUAAUAAAAUGACUACGCACUAAAAGGUUGCUGUCAUCAACCUCUGCAAUAUUUAUUAUUAUGCAAUUCAAUUUCAUCAUCGACCUUUAUUCACAAUCAUAAUAUAGAAUUACUACAUAGGGUAAUUUGGUGGCUCAUGUAAGAAAUGAGACAUAUGAUUUUCACUGCCUGAGAUACCCGAAAGGGUUACCAUUAGGUGGAGCCCACACUGGCAUUAGGCUUGAGCAAGCUAAAGGCGGCAUGUGAAGGGAUUACUUGCGACACAAGAUGGCUGCUAACAUUUCCGAUUAAAGGGCUUAAAAGGUUGGCCUAUACAUGCCUAAAUCAUCCUACUGAAGGAAAUACCAUGUUAAAACUAUUAUUAGUAUUGAGAAGCUUCAUCAAUACUAAUUACCAAAGCGUGAAAGAUGCUGCACCAAGGUUUCCUUUCAUUGUCAGAGAAUGUGAAAAUGCCAUUCCUCUCAUUAUUGCAAGAUAUGACUUUGGAGUUGAAAGAAAAGUAGUUGCCGAGAAUCUAAGUGAAGCUGAAGUUAAGCAAGCUGUCGAGGAUUUGAUAAGCCAAGCAGAUUCUAUCAACUCUCAUAGAUUUCUUAAUAAAGCUUAA